Rotaria socialis is the source of this 1209-nucleotide messenger RNA. Lineage: Eukaryota; Metazoa; Rotifera; Eurotatoria; Philodinida; Philodinidae. The record is from the annotation of a GenBank genome assembly.
AUGGUGGAUACAGUAUUAGCAGCAGCAACAACAACAACAACAACAACAACUACUACUACUACUACAGGAAAUGAUAAUGAUGAUUGGGAAGUAGCUGUCGAUACGGGUGAAUUUGAUAAAAGACUUGAACAACAAGAAAAAGCUCGUGCAGCUAAUCAAGAAUCCAUCUUACCUGCUAUAGCAUCUACUGUUAAUGAUGAUGACAGUAGAACUUCAUCAAAUAUCAGUUUUAUGAACUUGAAUAAACCCAUUCGAAUUCUUAAACGACCGAUCAGUCAGUCUCAAUUAUCAACUACGAAUGUCAAUGUAACGAAUUCUUCAAUAGCCACAAGUACAAACACUAUUACUACCACAGCAGCAUUGCAUAAUGACAAUAAUGCUAAUAACAGUAAUUCGCCGUUUCCUAUCAAUACUUCUUCGACUACAACAGUGCCUGUCGUAUCGAUCAUUCCACGAAAUUUUACUAAAGACUCAGCAAAUGUUUCACAAUCAAUAAGUGUGCCUGUGUUUUCUUCAAAUUCGUUAUCAUCCCAACCAGCAAGACCUGCUAUUAAAACUUAUGAACAACGUGAACUUGAAUAUAGACUAGCAAGACUCAGAAUAAUGGGUGAAGAAGAAAGUUCAGUGAAAGAUGAUGAAGAUAAUCCUGUUGUUGAACUCACACCUGUUUCCACAGAUGAUACCAACAAACCUACUACAUCGCCAUUGUCUUCUACUUCGUCAACUACGAGAACAGCAAAUAAUAUGAGCGGAUUUUCUCAACAAUCACUUCAAUGUCAUUCAACACCCGGUAGUUAUGCUUCUAAUUUAUAUGCACUGAAUAAUGUACCAUCAAAUACGGGAGCAAUUCAUUUUACGCCAAACAAUAAUUCGAAUAAUAGUACACCCAAUCUUGGCACAGGACCUUAUUCUUCGCCUAAUUUUCCUCAACAUUAUCGUGGCGCUUAUCCUACUCCAUACUCUCAUAUGCCACCUCCACCCUUAAUCCCACGCUAUCCAUUAGUAGCAGCAACAACAACUACUACACUUUACAUGACAUCCACAGCACCUUUUGUUAGUGCACCUUCGUCAUCGUCAUCGCCAUCAUCUGUAUCUUCAUCAUAUAAUGUUGCACCUCAACAACAUCCAAAUAUGGCAACUAAUAAUUGGUAUCAUUAUCAACAUUCACAAACGCCAUACGGAAUACAACAGUAUGGACCUCCACAAUAA